CCCAGCUCGCUGGUGGCGGUGGCUGUCGCCAUGGGCCUCGCUGCGCUGCUGCUGCCGGCGCUGCUUUUGCCGCUGGCGGUGUCCGCGGGCGGCCCGGAGGUGCGCAGCCUGCGGGGGAGCUGGCGGCUCCGCAGCGGGAACGGCUCGGUGGCGCUGCGAGCGGAGGUGCCGGGCUGCGUGCACACCGCGCUGCUCGGCCGGGGCCUCAUCCAGGAUCCAUACUAUAGAUUUAAUGAUGUGAUGUACAGAUGGAUCUCACUAGAUAACUGGACUUACAGCAGGAUGUUCAAAACUCCUUUCGACAUCAGAAAGUGGCAGAAAAUUAAUUUGGUUUUUGAGGGAGUAGAUACAGUAGCACAGAUCCUGCUCAACAAUGUCACUCUCGGAAGAACAGACAACAUGUUCAACAGAUAUAGCUUUGAUAUUACCAGCAUGAUCCAGGAGGUCAAUUUGGUUGAAGUCCGUUUCUUGUCAGCUGUUUCAUAUGCAGCGGAGCAGAGCAGAUGUUACAAAGCACACAGCAUCCCCCCAGCGUGCCCUCCACCUGUGCAGAAAGGAGAGUGCCACGUUAAUUUCAUCAGAAAGGAGCAAUGCUCAUUUAGUUGGGAUUGGGGCCCUUCUUUUCCCACUCAAGGAAUCUGGAAAGAUGUUAGGAUUGAGGCCUAUAACCAUUAUCACCUGAUUUACUUUUCUAUAACUCCUUUCUUUGCAAAGAGUGUUCAGCAGUGGUAUCUUGAAGUCGAGUCUAUUUUUGAUGUAGUCAGCUCCAAGCCAAUUGCAGGUCUUGUGACUGUGAACAUCCCCAGGUUACAAACGCAGCAGACAUUCAGUGUGAAGCUUCAACCUGGAGAAGGCAGUAUUGUGCUGCUUGUAAACAUCAACAAGAGUGCUGCAGUGGAGGCUUGGUGGCCAAAUGGACAUGGAAAACAAACUGGAUACAACAUGACAACAACUUUCAUGAUGGAGGCAGGAUGGCAGAUGGAGAAGUUUUCAAAGGUUUAUUUUCGGACAGUAGAACUUGUUCAGGAGCCUAUUCCUGGCUCACCAGGUCUGAGUUUCUACUUCAGAAUCAAUGGCAGACCCAUUUUUAUUAAGGGCUCAAACUGGAUUCCAGCAGAUUCUUUCCAGGACAGAGUGACCUAUGACACACUAAGGCUACUCUUGAAGUCUGCAGCAGAUGCUAACAUGAAUGCCCUUCGGGUUUGGGGAGGAGGAAUAUAUGAACAAGAUGAAUUUUACAAUAUUUGUGAUGAAAUAGGAAUAAUGAUUUGGCAGGAUUUUAUGUUUGCGUGUGCGCUAUAUCCAACUGACCAGAAUUAUUUAGAAUCUGUAAGAGCAGAAGUUUCUCAUCAGGUGCGACGUUUAAAAUCUCAUCCAUCGAUUAUUCUUUGGAGUGGUAACAAUGAAAAUGAAGCAGCAAUUGCAAGCAACUGGUUCUCCAUACCUUAUUCUGACAUAGGAGUCUAUAUCAAAGACUAUGUGACCCUUUAUGUGAAGAACAUACGUGAAAUAGUCCUUAGUGAAGAUAAGAGUCGUCCUUUUGUUACAUCCAGUCCCACCAAUGGCUUGGAGUCAGUUAAAGAAGGCUGGCUCUCCCAGAAUCCUUAUGACACCCAUUACGGUGACACACACUUUUAUGACUACAACAGUGACUGCUGGAACUGGACAGUGUAUCCUAAAACUCGUUUUGCUUCAGAGUAUGGAUUUCAGUCCUGGCCUUCCUUCAGUACAAUUGAAAAGGUUUCCUCCCCUGAGGACUGGUCCUACACAAGCAAUUUUUCUCUCCAUCGGCAGCACCAUGAAGGUGGCAAUAUUCAGAUGCUUCAAGAGAUUGGGCGUCAUUUCAAGCUUCCCCAGAGCUCAGAUCCUGUAAAGCAGUUCAAAGAUAUGAUUUACCUCACUCAGGUGAUGCAGGCUCAGUGUAUAAAGACAGAAACUGAAUUCUAUCGUUUUAGUCAAAGUGAAAUAAUCAAUGGAGAAGGACACACAAUGGGAGCUCUGUACUGGCAACUCAAUGACAUUUGGCAGGCUCCUUCAUGGGCUUCCUUGGAGUAUGGUGGUAAGUGGAAACUGCUCCAUUAUUUUGCCCAGAACUUCUUUGCACCACUGCUGCCUGUGGCCUAUGAAGAUAAAGGGAUGUUGCACAUUUAUGGUGUCUCAGAUCUUCAUGAGGACCACAAGCUGACUUUGAGGGUCGUUGUGCACGCCUGGAGCUCUUUGGAGCCCGUAUGCACCCUUGCCAAAGAAGGUGUGACUGUUAAAGCACAAAGUGCUGUCCCCAUCUACAAGGAGUCCAUCAGUGACCUUCUGGAAAGAUGCAGAAAUUGUACCAGGAAAAGCUGUGUUAUUACUUUCUGUCUCGUGGGAGAAGAUGGGCUCCAGAGUCCUACAAACCAUUACUUCCUUUCAUCACUCAGGGAUGCUGUGGGAUUAGAGAAGACCCAGCUUAGUGCCUCUGUAUCCCAACAAGAUGACAUUUAUAUAUUUGUUCUUCAGACCACUGCAAUUGCUCCUUUUGUUACUCUGGAUGUAGGGAGUAUAAAAGGCAGAUUUAGUGAUAAUGGUUUCCUCAUGACUGAAAAGAAGAAAAUGGUUGUGUUUUAUCCUUGGGAACCUACCAGUGUUGAAGAGCUAAAAAGUUCACUAAUCUUGACCUCCCUACUGGAUGUUGUCUGAGAAUACUUCAUUUCCUUCUAAAUAAAGAAGGAAACAGGAGGAGAUAAAAAAAUAAGAAGAAUUUGGCUGAAGCUGAAAUGACGUGCACUGUGAGCUCACUGAAGAACACACUGUCUCUUCUUGUCAUGUUAUCUUUACAUUGAAUCAGCAGUUAAAAUUAACAACAGCAAAGUUUACAUAAUAUAUGUGGUGUAUUGAAAGCACAUCCAUAUUUUUUUCUAGUUUCACUAUGCUGUAAGUGGAAAUUCAUUUUAGGAUAACAGCAAGGUAUGCUGGGAGCAAGGCAGAAGGACAGGGAGGGAAGCUGGGACUACCUCCACUAGGCCAUGGAGCCAUUCCAUGGGCAGGUUGCUAAACAUUUGGCUUGUCUCUCAGCUGUGGUUUGAAAUGCAGCUGGGAUCUUGCUGGGGUUCCACAAGGAUCCUCUGUCCACCCAGGCAAAUACUAAUUUUCUUGCAGAGCAGAAUCAGCAUCACAGUAGGUGGAGUUUGAACGAGCUCUGUCCCUGAUGUCCCUCGCUCUCGUAAAAGCAGCAUGUGGGCAUUACUUGCUCGUGGUGUGGGGGGUUUGGAGCACGUGUGGGGGGAGCAGCUCUGUGUUCCACUGGAGAACUCAGACUCGAGUUGUGAUCGCAGUAUUAAUGAGCAUGUUGAUGCUUUGGUGUUAACCAAAACCGACAUACUCCUGAGCAAGAGGAAGAACUUGUAGAUGAAAGGGAAAUGAUUAAUUAAGAGUUUCUUACAAAUGCUUUAUUGGGUCACCAAAACAACUAACUGUAGUUGGAUCUGGUUCAAAACAAGACCUAACUAAAAGAAGAUAUGAAAACAAUCCAAAUAUGGAUGUGUAUAUGCCAAUGUUUAUAGAUUUUGUAAAAUAGAUAGGAAAAAUGACAGUCAUGAGUAAAACCUAACAAAUGCAGGCGCUGACAAAGGAAAUUAAAAAGCUAUUCUGAGAGACAUCAUGGGCUAACAAUACCAGAAAAAUCCUUCUGGUUUUUUUGGUGUCCUGGAAUCAAGGUGGAAUCAAAGCAGCAGUAAAGUCAAUACAAGGUAAGAAAAAAAAAGUGGAGAAAAUAUGAUUAUUAUGUACUGCUGCAGUGUAUUAGAAAAAGAGCAAGUCUCGAUGUCUUUCUUUUACAUUGAUGGAGAAAUGUCUUUUCCAGCAACAUCUAGAUAGACUUUCAAAAUGGCACUUAAUAAUGUUAAAUAAAUAAAACUUUGGAGGAAUCACUUGUUUAGAGACAAUCAAGAGACCUAUCUGGAGAUCAGUGAUAUUUGUCUCAGCAUAUGAGUGAAGUCUGAGAUAUGUAGAAAAACUUUUGGAUUGCUAGAAGCAAAACCUGUUCACUAAUUUGGAUAGCUGUGAUCUCAUCUAGCCUGUCAUAAUUUUUAGGCAAAAUCUUGAAAGAAAUGAUGUAGUACAUGAUUAAUAAGCGAUGAAGUGGCUAUACAAAUGAAGUCUGCCAACACAGUUAUACAUAACAGCAUUCUAUUAUUUUUUUCCCCUGUUGCUUUUUGCAAUUACGAGAUUGACAGAGCAAAGUUUGGGCAAUUUUUUAAAUUAUUGCUGUUUUUGAAGGUCAGGAGCUCCCUGAGGGGUAGGUCUCUUCUUUUCAAUGAAAAUCUUUAAUUCAGCACUAGGUGCCAUUAUGAAAGAUUAGCAAUUGCUUAAGCCAAAUACUUGAACUCAAAACAGAAUUUAAAGGGGAAGGUUGACUGCCAUUAUUGUUUUAAUAUCCUUAAUAUGUUCUUUUGGUUUCCUGGUGUUGUAGCAGGUGUAUAUUUACAGAAGCUGUUUUCUCACCAUGCAGCAGUGGCUGUAAGGUGUGUUUUAGUUAACCAGUGUUACUUUAGCAGUGGCAUCGUGUGCUAUACUGGUUACAUUGUUCUGCCUUUGUCUCAGAUUGGGGCAGAAAUGGGGAAGGCAGCACUGGUACCCUGCCCUCCUAUCCACGUACCCAUCUUGCCAGCUGAGUGUUGUUACAGCUGCAGCAGCACCUGUACUGCCAAUUCUUGUUGAUGGGGGUUUGGCAGCAGGAGCCUUAGGAGAGCAUUUGGUAGCUAUGGUGCUUGUCCUCAGUGUCUUUACAUUAUUGGUGGCAGCAGUCGAGGGGACUGGCCGUGCCAUUGUUCUUUCAUUGCUGCCUUGCCAUGUCUUGUUAAGGACUGGUGAAUUCUCUUGUGCUGAUGGCCUUUGUUUGCUCCUGGGCCCCUCUGGGCUGUUGUCCACUGAUGGCAAAAGCAGCAGCCAGAGUGCCCCACAGCCAUGACAAAUGCCCUUCGAGAACAGAACUCGAGAACAGUUUUGGGAAGAAAACUGUAUGGUGUUGGCUAAUCUGUAGUCCUAAAACCAUUCUCUGGCUGGGAUUUAGGUGUGAACACAUUCUGGGCUUGCAGAGACCAUUUUGAGCUUUGGAGGGCACCAGUUUGUACUUUUUGACACACAAGGAAGACUUAUUUUUCUCCAGUUUACUGAAGCAUGUCCUUGGAACUUUUUCAAGUUCUGCAUCUUCUCCAGGAAAGAAGCAUGCGAAUAUAUCUAAAAAUUGCUCUCUAAGUAACUGUUCAUAGUUCUGUUAGUCUUUCUUGUUACCUGCUGUUUGCAUACCUUGUGGUCUGGACAAAUUUUCUGCCUUAGAGGCACAUCUUUCUUCCAUACUGUUACUUCUGUUAGUUCCCUUUUGGUUUGGAGAUGUGUAGCGAGACCAUUUCAGUGACUUGAACCAGUGUCAGGAGCAGAGAAAUGGGCCAUUGACUUUAUUUUCAGUACAGGAGAGCUGGGGUUUGAAGCUUACAAGCAAGCCUUUUUAUUGUCAGAAAUAAACAGAAUCACUCUUUUCUUUCUUACCUACUUAGGGUACUAGGAACUCACGGUUUGAAAUUUUUAGAACCGUUUUCAAUCCAAGAGUUGUGUUUACAUAACCCUGCUUUCCAGUCAGAUGUUAUAAGGUAGCAAAACAAAAGCCCCAAAUUCAUUCAAUUAGUGUAGAAAACCAAAACUUAAAUGAAAAAAGGCCAUCUCUAUAAGAAGUAGAGUCAGUCAGCAGAGACCUUUAAGUACCUGAGCUAGUGCUCUCCUGCAUUGUCUAUAUGGCAAAGGUGACUGGAUGGCUGAAAAAUCCUAUAGCACAUAGGUUUAAAUGAGCCCAUGGGAAUCCUCUGCAGCCUUGGAAAAACAUACUCCAGCUUGGCUCCAAGUGGGACAUCAGGCUGUUUCAUAAUGCUGAAAGGAGAAAAUCAACUCCUUGGGAAUUAACUUGCGUUGUCUUUUGUUGUAGGAGGAGUCUCGAAGCCAGCAAAAGUUUGGCCUGUGCCAUUUGCCAUUACUCUAGAACGGCUUUAUUUCAUCCAGACAUGAUCAUCCAGAAAGGCCAGACGCUGUGGAUGGUGAGUGAGUAUUGACCACUGCACACUGAGCUAGCAAAUGGGCACAACCAUUCCUGUCACUGUAAUUGGGGGAAGCAAGGAGAGUGACUCUUUUUCCUUAAAUGUGUGAAAAAAGCAUUUUACUUUCCAGGCAAUGGAGAAAAGACAGUUCAUACACCACUACAUGUAGGUAAGAUCUUUAUCCUUGCAAUCCAGAGAAUCUCAGAAUGCUGCUUAGAGCUUCCCACUACUAGUGAUUUCCAAGUUUGUACAUACAUACCAAGAUGAUGCCAGGAAACGUACAGCUGUAGCAGCCAAUCUAAAAUCAAGAGCAGUUUAACUUUCUGAAUCAUUCAUUUUAUAUCAGAUGUAGAGAAAAUCUGAAGAGAUCUGUUGUCACAACUUUUGCUGCUUUCUAUAAGUUUCUGAUGUUUGUUACCACAGCAGAGUAGCAGAAUAACAGAGUGAGCUCUAUUCCACUGCACAUACAGAUUGAGGUUUCUCUCUAUAAGCCAGGUGUAGACAGACACACUCAGUAGUAUUUUUCUAUCUCUAAACAAAGGGAAAAAACCUAAAAAGAUUAAAGCCUUUUUAAUAAAUACACUGAAACUGAGAAGCUACGAGACUGUCAUUUAAUACACUUCCCUACACAGGGCCUAGGGGCCCUCCUGUGGAUGAUCACUAACCUGAUAAACAGCUAUUAUGCAACAACAUCUGGUCAUGAAGGGCUUUAAGGAAAUUUAGAUCCAGGUGGUUUAAAAGCAGAGCUGGUCAGAACUAAAGCUAAAAGGUGUGCAUAACAGCCAGGGUGCCCUGGUGACCUGCAGGAUUGUAGAAACCUCAGUAAAAAUCUCUGCCAGCACCAUGAACUGUGUUAGAAAUUCUUUGGAAGCAGAAGGUGUGUUUUAAUUGUACAGCUCUCCUGGGGCUCAAAAAGCCCCCUCCACUCCUGGAAUAUGAGAACCUUUGCCUGUUUCUAUUAGAGCUGAAAUACAACUAGAACACUGGAGAAGUACAUUAAUUGUACAAAAAUCUAUAUGCCUUAGACACUGCCUAGAUGAGGGUUAUAGAUAUAAGGACUGAAAGAUAGAAUGGCACUUUUACUAUUACUCAUCUUCUCUGGAAGUAAUUAAUGUUCUCAGUAAUUCAGCUGGAUUAUAAAAUUAAUUCACAAGUUUUUUUCAUUAGUCAUAGUUCAAUUCAUUACAGCAGCUACCACUCUAAACAUAACCAUUUUCAAGGUUUAUUUUGAUUCAUUUUCUCAGGAGUGACACCCAGGGUACUGAAGACUGAGCUGAGCCAAGAACCACACUGUCAACACUCCAUCUUUGUGUCACAAAAAUUGGCUAGAAGUAAGUGACAAUGACCCUCUUGGCUUUUUCAUCAUGAACUCUGAUGCCCGUUCUGUUUAGUUGGGCCAACAUAAAUUACAGGACACUCACCAUCUCAGAAUUUGAUGUCAGACAAGAAGAAACACUGCUCAUGAGCACAAUUACUAACGGAGAUUCUAGAUAGCCCAAAGGAGAGCUGUCUCAUCAGAAAUUUGCUGAGACACUAAAUAGUUGGUUUUAGUGUAAAUGAUUCUAUACUGCCAUAAUGAUGAGAUCUAAAACAAGGAACAGGCUUUAAUCUCAAAGCACAGCUGCUCAGCAGUAGCUGAUGGUCCUGCUCUCCCUCCAUAAAAGAUACUUUAACUUUAGGACAGGUGGCUUGCAACCUUUCAUUUAUUUUAGUGCUUGGAAAUCAGCAUGAUCAUGUAUCAAUGCCUAAAACUGCAUCUAAAUCUUCAAUACCGCUUGAAAAGUAAUGUAAAAAUCACAGCAAGCACAGACAGGAGAAUUAAUUUUGGGGUUUUAUUAUAAAAGUAAAAUAAAAAUAAGCAUUUAAAAAGCACGCUUUUUCAAAAAGGAACAGAUAUAAAAAACUAUUUACAAGUAGGAAAAUGUCAAACUUGAAAAAUUUUUUGAAUAAGAGGCACCAAAGUUAAGUUAAAAUACAUUAUUUGAAAUAUACAAGAUUCUUUCAGGAUUCUCUUUUUAUGCCAAGUUGUCACUGUUGUGAUUAAAGUAAUGAUUUUUUUUGCCAGCUAUUUUAUAAGCUGUUUGCAUGCAACCGUGCUGCAAAAAUUAUGAAGAGAGCAGCUACAUACUGUAUCCUCUGAUUGCUCGUGUGCUUAACCUCUUUAGUAAGUUUGUAUUAUGCAUUAACAACUUCUUUUUUAUCUGUAAAAGAAAAUCCUCACAGGCCAGGGAAGCUCAGUCAGUCUUUCACAGCAUCCAGACCUGUGUAUUGAUGCAGCAGUGGAGCCCUGGUUGUUGUAAAUGGCUUGUAAAUGAACACAAUUAAAUGUACUUGAGGAAGGAAGCAGUGGCCAGGAGUCACAUGCUGCAGUUGCUAUUUUUUCGGGUUCAGGUGGGAUUCUUCCAGUGCAGUUUUGGUUGUGAGUUCCCUUCCCUCUGGCCAGGACGACACUGAUGUAAUUUGAAAUGUCCCAUUUGUUCCUGUAACUGCAUAUUGCUAAUUGAAGAUCACUAGUCAGCUAUGUAAUUGCUUUGCCCUGAACUUUCAUGUCCAUAGCCCAGGGCCAUUUUGCCAAGUGUUAGUGAGGACUUGCUGGUCAGAGAGUCUGAGGAAGUGAAGCUCAGCUUGCGGAAGGAGGUCUCCACACCACUGUCACAGAUUUAUUUUUGAGACAAACACUUGAAGAGCUUUUAUCUAGUAAGUGACCCCAAAUAGGAACAAGUCAGUAGCCUCUAUCACCUGUGCAGCAUCCACAGAAGGAGUGCCUGACUGCAAGAGCUGAAACUGAAGGUACAAUGUGGGAUCAGUGUGACUAAAACAGUGGUGGUACCUUAAGAGUUCAGUCUUGUUUUUCUAGACAAACAUCUUAAAAUAAACUAUAUGAUGCCCUCCAUGUUACAGAGGGAGCAGAACCCCUCUUACCCUUCAAGAUGAAUCUAAAUGGGCAAUAUGUGUACAAGCACGUAUUUGGGUGGGUGUGAAGGUUUAUUCAUGACUGACCAAACACUUUUCUAUAGAGAAUAAACUGGCACUGUUAGACUGGAAUGGAGUGACUGUGGUGUUUCUUUUUUCUUACUAGAAAUACCUACAGUGUUUUUACACAGGGUGUAAGUGUCCACAUUUGGCUAUAGGCAGCACUACCACUGUUUGUACAGGAAAUAAAAAAUGUUUUUGUUACUAAA
Messenger RNA from Lonchura striata (white-rumped munia), 9244 nucleotides. Lineage: Eukaryota; Metazoa; Chordata; Aves; Passeriformes; Estrildidae. The record is from RefSeq and is a predicted model, not a curated record.